AUGCCUGAAGAUUUUAUAAAAACCCUGUGGACAACGCGUCUUCCUAUGAAUAUCCAGACUUUUAUCGCAGGACAACCUGAUACCAGCUUGGAAGAUCUCGCGGAACGGGCAGAUAGGAUAAAAGACUUGGCAACCUCACCUCAAGUAGCCUCCACAUCUACGUCCGGGCCUGGAUCCCACAUGGAAUCAUUAGCCAACGAAGUAGCCGAACUCAAAAAACAAAUGCAAACAAUGCACAUGAAGCUGGACCGCAACAACCGCUACCCACGCUGCUCGCAAUCUUAUCAGCCAUCUCGUAGCCAGUCAGGGCAACGAUCUAACUCAAGCUACCGCAAGUUCCCAGUUUGCUGGGUUCACGCUAAAUACGGGAAAAGGGCUACCAAAUGCAUUAAACCGUAUCGUAAAUUGAAGACACGGUUCCUCAUUGAUACCGGCAGUGACCUCUGUGUCUUCCCGCAUUCUGCACUCAAACAACGCCGGCCAAAGACCGAUUUUCAACUGACCGCAGCUAAUGAAUCGAUAAUAAAUACGUACGGUUACGUCCACCUUACUCUGGACUUGGGCCUUCGCCGCGAUUACUCUUGGCGAUUUGUCGUUGCCGACGUGACUAAAGCCAUCAUCGGAGCCGACUUCUUAGGUCAUUAUAACCUCUUAGUCGACAUCCGACUUCAGCGUUUAGUCGACAACACAACUUCAUUGCAUGUCGCGGGGUUUCUACCGAGUUCAUCUAAAAAUAUUUCCUCGAUUAAGGUAGUAGGCGGUGACAGCAAGUACCACGACAUAUUGAAUGAAUUCCCAGAGAUAACACGACCAUCAGGCGUACAGCGAGAGCUAAAACACAAUACAGUGCAUUUUAUCAAAACCACUCCCGGGGCUCCAGUCUCCUCCUCCCCACGUAGACUAGCACCCGAUAAGCUGCAGAUAGCAAAGAAAGAGUUUGAAGCCAUGUUAAAGGAUGGCACUGCACGGCCAUCACAAAGUCCAUGGUCAUCUCCUCUUCACCUCGCGCCCAAGAAGGAAAACGGUUGGAGACCUUGCGGAGAUUACCGGAUGCUGAACGCAAGAACCAUACCGGAUCGGUACCCUAUACGCCACAUACAUGACUUCGCGCAUAACAUUACCGGAUGCAAGAUAUUCUCGAAGUUAGACCUCGUGAAGGCAUAUAACCAGAUACCGGUCAGCCCCGAAGACAUACCGAAAACCGCCAUCACCACACCGUUCGGACUAUUUGAAUUCCCGUAUAUGACGUUCGGAUUACGAAACGCUCUUUUACUUGAUCGUCUGGUUUAUGGAACGGGAUUUCCCAGCGUGCUAGCGGAUCAGCGACAACUACUCUACAAGGAAAUUACAUCAUGUGUCAUUUUGUCAACGUCAUACAGGCAAGGAGGUGCAGACCAGGCACAUUUUAGGGACAUUUUGGAUCGUCUGGGCGACGGAAACUCCACUAAGAGUGAUUGGGAAAUAUUGAUGUCGCGGGAAAAGAGUAGAUUAAGUGACGCGGAAUGA
Cydia pomonella (codling moth) is the source of this 1506-nucleotide messenger RNA. RefSeq lists its product as uncharacterized. Bases 1 to 1506 code for a protein of 501 amino acids. NCBI's taxonomy places the organism in Eukaryota, Metazoa, Arthropoda, Insecta, Lepidoptera, Tortricidae. The record is from RefSeq and is a predicted model, not a curated record. The transcript has 3 exons.